Messenger RNA from Pelecanus crispus (Dalmatian pelican), 1489 nucleotides. NCBI's taxonomy places the organism in Eukaryota, Metazoa, Chordata, Aves, Pelecaniformes, Pelecanidae. The record is from RefSeq and is a predicted model, not a curated record.
AUUUUAGAGAGAAAGAAGAAGAAGAGCUAUCGAUGGAUGAGACUGAACUUUGACCUUUUAAAAGAGCUAACCUAUGAAGCAAAGCGAAUGAUUGAAGGAGUAGUUUAUGAGAUGCGGGUUUAUGCUGUGAAUUCUAUUGGUAUGUCCCGGCCAAGCCCUGCCUCACAACCCUUCAUGCCAAUUGCUCCUCCAAGUGAACCAACCCACUUUACAGUGGAAGAUGUUUCUGACAGCACUGUUGCCUUGAAGUGGAGACCCCCUGAGCGAAUUGGAGCCGGGGGAUUAGAUGGUUAUAUUGUGGAAUACUGCAAAGAUGGAUCUACAGAAUGGAUUCCAGCUCUUCCUGGCCUAACAGAGCGCACAUCGGCACUGAUUAAAGACCUGGUUACAGGGGACAAACUUCAUUUCCGUAUAAAGGCUAUAAACUUGGCUGGUGAGAGUGGAGCAGCAACAAUCAAAGAACCCGUUACUGUUCAAGAGAUCCUGCAGCGUCCCAAAAUCUGGUUGCCACGCCAUCUCAGACAGACUCUGGUGAAGAAAGUGGGUGAGACAAUCAAUAUUGUGAUCCCUUUUCAGGGGAAACCAAGACCCAAAAUCACUUGGAUGAAAGAUGGUCAAACUCUAGACUCCAAAGAUGUGGGAAUUCGGAACAGCAACACGGACACAAUCCUUUUCAUCAGAAAGGCAGAGCUUCAUCACUCAGGGGCAUAUGAAGUCACUCUUCAGAUAGAAAAUAUGACUGAUAGAGUUGCAAUAACAAUGCAAAUCAUAGACAAGCCUGGUCCUCCUCAGAAUAUAAAGCUUGUAGAUGUUUGGGGAUUUAAUGCAGCCCUGGAGUGGACACCUCCACAAGAUGAUGGCAAUGCACAGAUCUUGGGCUACACAGUCCAGAAAGCUGACAAAAAGACAAUGGAAUGGUAUACUGUUUUUGAUCACUAUCGUCGCACAAACUGUGUAGUGUCAGACCUGAUUAUGGGAAAUGAGUAUUUUUUUCGAAUCUUCAGUGAAAAUUUGUGUGGAUUGAGUGAAACUGCUGCAACCACCAAAAAUCCUGCCUAUAUCCAAAAAACAGGCACCACUUACAAGCCACCUAGUUACAAAGAACAUGACUUCUCUGAACCUCCUAAAUUCACUCAUCCUUUAGUAAACCGUUCUGUGAUUGCAGGAUACAACACCACACUCAGCUGUGCUGUAAGAGGAAUCCCCAAGCCAAAGAUAUUCUGGUACAAAAACAAUAUGGAUCUCUCUGGGGAUGCCAAAUACCGCAUGUUCAGUAAACAGGGUGUGUUGACCCUGGAAAUCCGGAAACCCACUCCAUUUGAUGGUGGCUGUUAUACCUGUAAAGCUGUUAAUGAGUGUGGUGAAGCCGAAAUAGAGUGCAGACUGGAUGUCAGAGCACCUCAGUAAAACUCUGAAUCUCACUUCAUCUGCAAGUCAAGUGUUGGAAUGGAACUUGAAAAGAAGAAAAUUGAAGAAAUUAAUGAAGGAU